AUGCCUUCCACUACUUUCAACUUCUCGGCCGCUUUGUGCCUCUUCUUGGCCGCUGGCCCUGCUAGCGUUCUCUCCGCUCCCCAGCUGGGUGGUCUCCUUGGAGGCGGAAAGUCCGAUGCCGCCCCCGCCAAUGGCAACAGCGAUUUCACUGCCGGUGCUGGCUAUGAUGUCGGCAUCCCGGGUGGCCCUAAUGUCGCCUAUGGUGUUGGCGUUCACAAGGAGCAGCACGGUCCCUGCGGCCCUGGCGCAAGCUACGACAAAGAUGCUGGCGCCGGUUACGCUGUCGGUAUUCCCGGCGGUCCCCACGCUAUCUACGGUGUUGGCGUCCACGACUCGCACGACUCGUACCCCUGCCCCGAGGAGCCCGCUGCUCCCGUCGCUCCCGCUGCUCCUGUUACUCCUGCUGCUCCUGUUGAGCCCGUCGCUCCUGCCGCUCCUGUUGAGCCUACCGCCCCCGCUCCUGCUGAGCCUACCGCCCCUGCUCCUGCCGUCCCUGCUGCGCCUGCCCAUACUGAGCCCGCUGUUGUUCCCGUUGCUGUCCCCGUCACUGAGCCUACGACCACUAUGACCUCCACCUGGGUCCCAGCGUACAUUCCCCCAACCUACACCACCCCCAUCGACAUCCCCACCAUCACCUCCGUUCCCGCCUACGCUCCUGGCCCCGUGGUUCCCGUUCACUCCACCCCCCUGAUCAACCGCCCUGCUCCCUCCGUCACUCCCAGCCCGAUGCCCAUGUACAACGCUGGCUCCGCCAUGGCCCCCAGCUCCCUCCUGGCUCUCGCUCUCCCCAUCAUGCUCGGAAUCUUCUACUAG
Penicillium verhagenii is the source of this 813-nucleotide messenger RNA. RefSeq names its product putative cell wall protein. The record is from RefSeq and is a predicted model, not a curated record. The coding region runs from base 1 to 813 and encodes 270 amino acids. NCBI's taxonomy places the organism in Eukaryota, Fungi, Ascomycota, Eurotiomycetes, Eurotiales, Aspergillaceae. The transcript is spliced from 2 exons.